AUGAAGCUGGCUUUAGCGGUUAUCCUCUGCGCAGCUGUGAUUGAAAUAAGCUCCUACAGGAUUUAUAGAAAUCCAGGCUAUGGAGUAGGGAGAGGUAGAUAUCCAUAUCCCUACCCAAGACCUGGGUAUCCGGGUUACCCUCCAUACCGGGGUGGUUCUAACGUGGACAAAAGUUACAUGAGGGGUCGGAAUUUUAAAAAUAACAAUUAUGAUAAUGGAGCCAGCGGGGCAGAAGGCCAACAUUUUCACAACUCGGGUACACGCGAGCAUCAUAAUAAGGGCAACCAUCACAGUAAAGUUACUAAGAUAGAAAAGUCUGAACACUCCGGCAGCCAUGACAUAGGCAGCUCUGAAUCAUUCAACACAGGAGGUGGGUCUGGUAGAAACUACAACAACUACAAUAAAGGAGCCAGUGAGGCUGGCAAUGAUUACGACAGAGGACAAUCACACACUGGAGUGUGGUAG
Pieris macdunnoughi is the source of this 465-nucleotide messenger RNA. The record is from the annotation of a GenBank genome assembly. Lineage: Eukaryota; Metazoa; Arthropoda; Insecta; Lepidoptera; Pieridae.